Molecule: messenger RNA, 849 nt
Organism: Scheffersomyces amazonensis
Lineage: Eukaryota; Fungi; Ascomycota; Pichiomycetes; Serinales; Debaryomycetaceae
Exons: 1
Coding region: 1-849 (282 amino acids)
Source: RefSeq, a predicted model, not a curated record
AUGUCGUCAUUUAUACUAGGUGACAAAUCAUAUGCUCAGGGGAAGAAAUCCCUUAAGGCCCUUAAAAAUCAAUUUUCUAAUCCUACUACAAUAUACUUACUGAUAAAUAUAAAGAUAACAAUAGUUCGUACUAAGGACUAUACACCUAGAAUAAUACCCAUCACUCAUAAACUUGAUAAAGUUGAAAACAAAUCAGUACUUCUAAUCACCAAGGAUCCUUCAACUCCCUAUAGAGAUGCUCUUACUGCCAAGGAUUCACCAACAGAAGAUGUUUUCAAUCAAAUCUUUACUUUAACUAAGCUUAAAUCCAUAGCGAGAGAUCCUAAAAAAGUAUACAAAUUAUUUAAAGAAUAUGAUAUUGUAGUAGCGGAUAAUCGAGUUCAUAAAUUCUUACCGACUAUAUUAGGUGGUCAAUUCUAUAUAAAAAAUAAAAAAGUUCCAUAUAUGAUUCAAAUGGCUAAACCAUCAGCAGAAUCUCAAGCUCAAUUAGUGAGAGGAAAGAAGUCAACUAAAUUAAAGGAUGAUAGAUGUGAACCUAAGUAUGUUAAACAACAAAUGAAGGCUAUAGUUGGUAAUACUAGUUAUAUACCAAGUUCUUCAGGGAAUUGUCUUUUUAUUCGGGUAGGAUCUACUGAAUGGCCUAUUGAGCAUAUACUUCAUAAUAUUAAUGAUGUCUUACAAUAUUUAAUAGAUACUAAAUAUGGUCCUGUAGGAGGAGUAUUAAAGAGUAUAGAUAAUUUAGGUAAUAUUCAUAUAAAGACUAGUGAAAGUAUAAGUUUACCAUUAUAUACCCCUACUGAAAUCACUAAUGAUGAUGAAGAUGAUGAUAAUAGUGAUUAUGACUUUUAA